This is a messenger RNA of Pichia kudriavzevii, 2856 nucleotides long. RefSeq lists its product as uncharacterized. Gene Ontology annotation, biological process: cellular response to glucose starvation; protein catabolic process in the vacuole. The transcript has a single exon. Bases 1 to 2856 code for a protein of 951 amino acids. The record is from RefSeq and is a predicted model, not a curated record. NCBI's taxonomy places the organism in Eukaryota, Fungi, Ascomycota, Pichiomycetes, Pichiales, Pichiaceae.
AUGUCUCAAGAGGUUUUCAAUGAGGGUCCCACAACGUCUCAACAUAUCGAGUCUCGAGACGAUUCCCACUUCCAAUCAACCACAUUCAAACUGAAGAGAACUAGGUCGAUGGGACUGUUGGACAACUUCAUAACCCCUCAAAGUUCAACUCCGUGUGGUGGCAAUUCAAGUCGUUCUCGUGAUGAAAUUGACCAUGCUUGCAACCCCACCCAGAGAAGCAUCCCCAACUCGAAAUUGACUAGCGGAUCGUUCAUACCGCAGGAAUCCCUCAACAAGUUGAACCUACAAAAAGAUGCAGCUCCCAUUCAUGUUAGGUACAGGCCGAUUUCUCUUCCCUCUCAGCCUUCUUCUUUAACUAAUAAUGCCAACACUUCUUGCUCUCAUUACAUGAACCGGAAUUUAAAGGUAAAUUCCCCACAGAGCUUCCAAAGUGACGAUUUCUCAGAUGAUUACAACAACUCCGAGGACUCGGUCUCCUCCCAAUCAUCUGUAUCUCUAAUACCGAAACAUCAACUCAAAAGAAAACAGCAACAACAACAACAACAACAACAACAACAGCAACAGCAACACCAGCAACACCAGGACCGAUAUCGUUCAGAUAAUGAGAAGAACAAAAAUUCAGAUGAUUAUGAUGAUCAUCUCCAUCAUCAUCAAGACUUGACUAACCUAUUGCAUGACGAUAUAGAUGUCAAAGACGCUCCAGACAAACAUGUCGAUUACUUGACUCAUAAAUGGGCAGAAGACGAGAUCUCCAAAUCUUGGAAGUACGUCACCUUAAGAAGGAGCGCUGUUGCAGAUUCCGCCAGGUUGGAGAAUGCGUCCUGGAGAACAUGGGCCCAAACUCGUUCCAACCUUAAAACCAUCUCGCCAGAAGAAUUGAACUGGUCAAAGGACACGGACGUCACAUGGUUAUACGGUCCGGUGAUUGAGUCUCAAUCUAUCAAAUUGAAUAGAAAUCACCAAAAUGGUUCCGGCAACUCUUUAAAUUUUGACAAUACGAAUCAUAGCUCAAAUACAGAUUCAUAUCACUCUGAAAUGACUAAUGCUGGACAUACAAAUCAUAAUAAUGAUGACAAGACUAACAAAGUUAACAACAAUAGUAGUAGGAGUAGUAGUAGUAGUUGUGAUAAUAAUACAGAAACUGAUACUAUUAGGAGUAGUCAUGGUGGUAGUGGGUUUAAGAAUACUGAUAAUAACGCCAAUAUACCUGGAAAUGAAAAUUACUCUUUACUAAGCAAUAAUAAUAAUAACGAAACAAAUUCAAAUCCAAACCCUAGCGGUGAACAUUUAAAAUCAAUUUUAAAGAAAAAAUCAAAAGUGGAAAAGAUGAUUGGUGGUUCAAGUUAUUCAAGGUUGCAGCAUUUAUUGGAAAACCGUGAACGUAAGAAUUCAAGCGAUGAUUAUUAUUCUUCGCCGAAUCUCGAGCCAACAACACCAAUCUACAAUCAAAAGUGCAGUCCAAUUGACUCAACAUCCAACUUGUCUAAUAACUUAUCGUUCAAUUUCUCAAACUCAAACUCAAACUCCACUAUAACUUCAAACAAAGUUUUACCAAUGAAAAUCAAAUCAUCGUUAAAGAACUCCUUGUUGAACAUAAAGGAGAAGAAUGACUCAAAUCAAUCAAUUGGAAAGAAGGAGAAACACAUACAUUUCAAUUUGCGUGUUGAUCAAUGUAUCGCUUUAGAGAAUGGAGAUGAUUCAGGCGUCGAAGAUUUGGAUAAUGACAAAAUUCCCUCAAUUUCUAAGUAUAUGGAUAACGAAUAUGAAAGUACAAAAAGCUAUGAGUCGGAUAAUGAUGAUAGUGAUGGAGAUGACGAACAUGAUGAUAAUGAUAACGGCAAUUACGACAACGACAAUGAGGACGACGAAUAUGACUACGACGAUGACGAUGAUGAAGGAUUCGUCCUCAAGCCAACAUUGCAUUCCUUCUCUGGAACAGGUGACAUGACCACCAUUGCUCCAUUGCCCUCAACGGUACUAAAAUUUGCAAGUGAUGACGAAAUGACAGAACCUGUAAGACAUUCAAGUUCACAGGAUAGAUUAUUCACAACUAGCCAUAAUACGAAAACUAAUAGAGGUUACGAUUAUUAUUAUGACUACAAUACAGUUUAUAGUAACAACUCAAACCCUCUUGUUUAUUCUACCCCGAAUGCAGAUGUUGAAAUGGUGGAUGUUCCGAAAGAUUUUCAGCUGGGUGCAGAGCCAGAAUUUUCUCAGUCUGUUUCUCCAUCAACGUCAACAACGGUAAACAAUUCACCAGAUCAACAGAUGUAUGAUGUCCCAUUAGCGUUGCAGCAAACACGAUCAGAUAGCUCAAGUUAUGAUAACUCUUCAUUCCCAAAUAGUGAUAGCGAUGGUUACUUCUACUAUGAUUAUGAUAGGUUCAAUGAAGGUUUGUCUUUGAAGAGAAGUGCCAGUAUUGGAUCACACCAUGGCUCCUCACAGUCUGUAUCAUCAAUCAAGGUUGGGCUAAGUGGAUUGGAUUUGACAAGUACAGGGUUGCGUGCAUCCACAGGUUUAGGCUCUAAGCCGCAAUUGUGCCAAAUGGCUGGACUUCAAACAAGCCAAUCAAAUUUGCACUCGAAAGAGUCAGGUUCUUCUUUUGGCGAAAAUCAAGCACCGAAGGACAUGAAGAGAAAAUUCAUUUUUGAUGAUUCCGAAGACAGUUUUUCUGACAAUAACCGUAUGGAUGUUGAUGAGAUCGUUAGUGCUGUGAAGUCUAACUCCUCAAUUGGUAGUUUGGCGGACAUUAAUCGUCAAUUCUCGGGCUUGACCAGGAGGAACUUUGGUCUGAACAAUCAAGCUAAAUCAGGAUUUAGCUUUGGUAGUGAUUCAGAUAGUGAAUCUUCGCAAUAA